This is a messenger RNA of Didymodactylos carnosus, 1290 nucleotides long. NCBI's taxonomy places the organism in Eukaryota, Metazoa, Rotifera, Eurotatoria, Philodinida, Philodinidae. The record is from the annotation of a GenBank genome assembly.
AUGUCGAAGCGUAAUAGUCCGUCGGCUAAAGGAACCAAAAAGGCUGGGAAAAAGGGCAAAAAAGGUUCAAAAGGUUCUGAUGUGAAUGAUGCUAAAAUUGAAGCAUUAAUUCACGAACGAGACGAGAUACGUACAAAAUUAGAUAUUCUUUGUACAAGAAUAAUUGAAAAUGUUAAUACCGAGGAUUUUUCCGACUAUAAAGACAAAACGAAGAAUACAUACCCAUCCGAUUGUCCAAUUCAAACUCUCUUAGCGAUGAUCGAUCAAAUAUGUCAAUUUCGAGUUGCGUUUCUUAAUUUAUUCAGUGAAGUAGAUGAUGAAAUACGUAUACCGAUCACUGAGAAAAUAACACAACUAGCCAUUGAAAAGCCAGCAUUAUUCCGAAAAAAAUUAAAGCCAGAACAACGAUUAGCAUUUGUUAUGACAGAACGAGAUACGUGGAAAGAAAAUGCGCACAUUUUACAAAUAAUGUAUGCGACAAUUGGUGCGCUGAACAAACAAAAUAUUAAAGUAUCGGAUAUAUUAGCAUCACAUCGUUUGAAUUUAGCCGACGUCUGUCUCAUAUUCAAUUCACCUAUCAUUCAUUCGAUUAACGAAGCACAAAAAUUACGGGCAAAAAAAGAUCUUGAUAACGAAUUAGAUGAAUUACGAGAAAAACACGCAUUUUUCGAUAUAACAAAUAGUGAAGGUACACGAGAACCACAACAAUCAACAUUCAUAUCACGUAAUAUAGCCGAUACAUUCACGAAUUAUCCAAAUAAUAGUUCAAAGAAACAACUGAGAAUAACUGCACAAAGUCAAAAUACAAUUGAGGUUGAUUAUGAUCAACAAGAACAACAACAAAAACUACAACAUCGACCUCAAUCUAAACGAUCUGUUUCAUUUGCUGAUGAAGUAAAUAUAUUAAACGAAAAUGAUGUAUCUAAUAAUGAUGAACACUUUGAUCAUAAUAGUAAAACAUUUCUGACAGAACACUCUCAUACAAAUCUAUCGUUAACAAAUUCAUCCAUAACUGAUGUACAAUCGGACGCUUUUAAAAUAAAUGAUUAUGACCUAAGUGAUCGAGGAUCAUCUAUGUCAUCAUCGUCUACAUCAUCCUACAAUUAUCCAUAUUCAUCUAGUCGAAAUCAGGAGCGAUUAAAACCAGCAACAAUGUACAGACGAUUACCAUCAGCUACAACGACACAAGUGACAAAAAUGGAUCCAAAUUUAAAAAUGUUAAUUAUUAAAGAAUUAAGCAAAAAACCACCAGCAAAUGGUUCACGUUCGGGUAUUAUAUUUUCUUCAUGA